AUGAUAUAUUCAGUAGAUAGACGUGUUAAAACUCUAUCAAUCUCUAUUGGCAUUGGAGUUAUUCUAAUUCUUGUCACACUUGCUCUUGCUGCAGCUACAUUGGGUGUUGUUGUUAAUCGAUUAAAAGACAAAACCAAUAGCCCAUCUCUCGGUUCCCAAUAUGCUGAAUCAAUUAAAAUAUCUGAUGUAAUGAUGCAUCUUAAUGAAUUACAAAAUAUAGCAAAUAAUGCAAAUGGUACUCGAGCUAUUAAUACAAUUGGUUUUAAUCGAACACUCGAUUAUAUUAAUAAUUAUUUAUCAUCUCAUACAAAUUUUAAAGUAGCAACAACUUAUUUUUAUUUGAGAAAUUUUGUUCUUAGUUCGAUUCCAACAUUAAUGACAUCCAUAAAUGGUGUAACUGUAAAUCGCAUUUUUUCAACCAAUCUUUCAGCAUCAGAAUUUUUUUUUGCUCAAUAUACAAAAUCAGUUAAUUUUGCUGAUUAUGUUCCAAUAAGUGUUAUUCCAAAUUUAGGUUGUUCUGAUGCUGAUUGGCUUGCUGUGAAUCCUUCUCCUAAUGGUCGAGUUGCAUUAGUGAAAAGAGGUAAUUGUAGUUUUAUUAACAAGGCAGUACUUGCAUCGAAGUACAACGUUGCUGCUCUUCUACUAUACAAUGAUGGUACAUCACCAAAUAGUAUGGCACCCAUUUAUGUUAGUUUAGGACAGAAUAAUGAAUUACCAGCGCUCUUUCUUUCGUAUACUCUUGGCCAAGAACUUGCUGAUGCUGCUCAAGAUCCAUCAAAUAAUGUCGGUGUUCGUAUAACUAUCUCUGUAACUGAUGAAUCACUAUAUCCUGUUGGUAACAUAUGUGCUGAUACACCGACAGGUGAUGCUACUCAAACUAUUGUGAUAGGCGGUCAUAGUGAUAGUGUACCGGGUGGUCCAGGCAUUAACGAUAACGGUAGUGGUAGUGCAGCAAAUCUUGGUUUAGCUGUAGCUCUUGCACGUCUUUUUCAAACGUCUUAUGAAAAAUAUAAGUAUCGAGUUCGAUUUUGUUGGUGGGGUGCUGAAGAAGUUGGUCUUCUUGGCUCUGACUUUCAUGUCAAGCAAGCUAAACUUUCGACUGUUGCUGGUGAACGUCUCAGUGAUUACUUGAUCAAUCUUAAUUAUGAUAUGCUUGGCUCACCAAAUUACAUCUUUGGCAUUUAUGAUGGACGAACAGCAAACAAUAAUACUCCAACACAAGCACUUCCAGGAAGCAAUAAAAUUACGAGUCUCUUUCGUGAAUGGUUCACUGAACAAAAUUUACCAUGGAAUAACACUGAUUUUAGUGGUCGAAGUGAUUAUGGUCCAUUUUUAGCUGAAGGAAUAGUCGCUGGAGGACUAUUUUCGGGAGCAGAUGGUUUGAAAUCAAUGGAAGAACGUAAUUAUUAUGAUAAAAUGCUUGGUCAAGGAAUGGGUGGUAUUGCCGGUGCUAUUCAUGAUCCAUGUUAUCAUCGAGCAUGUGAUUCGAUUCAAAAUAUCAAUGUAUUUGCAUUUGAAAAGAUGGUACAAGCAGCUGCUUAUGUUUUAGAAUAUCUAGCACGACAAGAUGAUUUGAAAGGAUGGCUUUAUCCUCCAGCUCAAAUUCAACGAUUGAAUACUCAACAAAAACAACGACCAGAGUACAAUUCAAUAAAUGAAUACUUUGGAUUACCAUACUUCUAA
Messenger RNA from Rotaria sp. Silwood1, 1683 nucleotides. Lineage: Eukaryota; Metazoa; Rotifera; Eurotatoria; Philodinida; Philodinidae. The record is from the annotation of a GenBank genome assembly.